Messenger RNA from Orbicella faveolata, 5718 nucleotides. Its product is annotated as phosphatidylinositide 4-phosphatase SAC2-like. Lineage: Eukaryota; Metazoa; Cnidaria; Anthozoa; Scleractinia; Merulinidae. Gene Ontology annotation, biological process: phosphatidylinositol dephosphorylation; regulation of endocytic recycling. The record is from RefSeq and is a predicted model, not a curated record. Gene Ontology annotation, cellular component: early endosome; clathrin-coated endocytic vesicle. Gene Ontology annotation, molecular function: phosphatidylinositol-4-phosphate phosphatase activity.
CUAGAAGACUCUCGAAAGUUCGCUGGGAGUUAUGGGUAACAAAUACUUCGACUCAAAACACAACAUGGCGGCAAUGAAGUGUCGAUAGAACCGGGAAGUCGGGGAUAAUGCGAGCAAAUGGGAUUCAUCGGUCUUCCCUUGCUCCCGGCUAAGAGAUGGAACUUUUCCAAGCCCAGGACAACUUCAUAAUUUUGAAUGGACGAGACAGUUUAUGGUGCAACCGGCAAGAUGGCCGCCUGCAACCGCGAUUCGGAGUUGAUCUGGGCGAAGCUUGGUCCUUGAAAUGCCGUGGAAUUGUGUAUGGAGUCAUUGGAAAAAUACAGUUUUUCCCUGGUGCUGACUGGAGGCUGUUGGUGAUAUCCAAGAGAACCCUCCUUGGUUCUUUGCCAGGAGGUCAUGAAGUGUAUAGAAUUGACAGAGUGGCAGUGUUGACAUUAUCCUCCAAUGAAUCACCAGAAUUUGAACUUGAUCCUUGUGAACUACAUCAAAGUGGAGGCAGGGCUCGUAAAAUCCUAGGUGUUGGAGGAGGGGGACUGGGAGGGAUAGACAAUCAGCAGAGAGUACUGGGACAGACAUGGAGCAAAAUCAAGACAGCAGCUUCGACCUUGAAGGAAAAGAACAUCAAAGACAGAGACCUGAAAGACAAAGAGAAAUUAGAGAGAAGAUUUGUUGAGGAGGUGCUGAAGAUGUUUAAUGACUCUGACUCAUUCUUUUACUCACCCACUGGAGACCUGACCAACACACUGCAAAGACAGUUUAGUGGAAAAUACAAUACAGCUGAUCCUCUUUGGAAGCGGUGUGACAAGAGGUUCUUCUGGAAUGAAUUCAUGGUGAAGGAGCUUUUGAAUAGUGAGGAUCCCCUUGCCUGCAAAUGGAUUACACCUAUAAUCCAAGGCUAUUGCAAGAUAGCUCACUGUGUUAACACAUUUGAAGAUGAGGAUGCUGAGGAGGGGGAGGAGAGGAAAACAGUACCAUUCCCCCCUGAAGAGUUUGAAUUGGCACUCAUAUCCAGGAGGAGUGUGUAUCGAGCUGGGACACGUUACAGAAGGCGUGGUGUAGAUGAUAAUGGAGAUGUUGCAAAUUAUGUUGAAACAGAACAGAUUAUUUGCACUUCCACACACAAUGUGUCAUUUGCACAAGUCCGAGGCUCUGUACCUGUGUACUGGAGUCAACCUGGUUACAAAUACCGACCACCACCGCGAUUAGACAGAGAUGAAAAGGAAACACAGUUGGCCUUCAGGAAGCAUUUUGAUCAUCAACUAGAACUUUAUAAGACUGUGGCCGUCAUAAAUUUAGUGGAUCAAUCAGGCAGGGAGAAGAUAAUAAGUGACGUUUUCAUAGACAAUAUCUUGGGCUACAACAGUCCUUUCCUUACGUACAUCACCUUCGAUUUCCAUGAAUACUGCCGUGGAAUGAGAUUUGAAAAUGUUUCUGUGUUGGUGGAGAGUAUCCUUGAGGUUAUUAAGGAUGUGAGAUACUGUUGGACUGAUGAUAGAGGAAUCAUUUGCGAUCAGCGAGGUAUAUUCCGUGUCAACUGUAUGGACUGCUUGGAUCGGACGAAUGUUGUGCAGGCAGCCUUAGCACGUCACAUUAUGGAACAACAGGUAAAUUCAUCUGAAACUGUCAAAAUGCUGAACGUGCAUUUUGCACAUGUGGCAAAUGUUUGGUACUCUGUUGGGCGUAACAAUAGUGACGGUGUUCGUGAUCGCGUUUAUUGUCGCUUUCAUGAUCGUGAUCGUGGUCGCGAUCUUCUUCGUGAUCGUGUUCGUGGACGUGACCGUGUUCGUAGUCGUGUUCGUAGUCGUGGUCGUGGUCGUGUCCGUGUCCGUGGUUGUAAUGUCUACCAGUACCCCGAAGUAAAUGACUUUCUGUUGUUCUUUGGAAGGACUGAUGAUAGAGGAAUCAUUUGCGAUCAGCGAGGUAUAUUCCGUGUCAACUGUAUGGACUGCUUGGAUCGGACGAAUGUUGUGCAGGCAGCCUUAGCACGUCACAUUAUGGAACAACAGUUCCUUUUUUGGCUCAUAGAUGUAAUGCUUGGGAACCCUGUGACAGAAGACAUCGCGGCACUGAUAGCUGCCAUGAGGAACGGUCCGGAGGAGGAGCAGUGGACGAUGGAGAGAGAGGAGUGUGUGGCGCAGUUAGUACAGCACUGUAAACAGCUGCUGCUUACAGAUGAAGAAGAGUGUAUGUGUGGCUGGGCCUUGGUGGACCCUUUUUACAGCACGGAUGGUGAAGUGACACAGGACCAGGAUGUCAUUCUCUUGCUCACUUAUCAGGCGUACUAUGUGGCCAGCUACGAUGACGAGGCGGAGAGGAUAACCCAGUACGAACGCAUCGCGCUUGAAGACUUAGAAAAGAUUGAGAUUGGUGAGCCAUUUCAAAGUCAUCUUUUGUCAGUUGGCAUCUUGUUUCAGCAGACAUCCAGCACAUGUACACACAGCCAAAACUAUGCUUGGUGUGAAAUCAUUUUCCGCCGGCACUCAGGCUCUCUAAUGUCAGCGUUAAGGAUGAGUGUGACCAUUUUUGCACUGACAUCUAAUUCCUCUUGUCCAGGUGUACUGCUGUGUAUUGCGGACGCAUUUGCCUCAGCAAGGGCAACAUUAGAGCUAGGAUUGAAAGUCACGGAGUGCCGAUUGGACAGAAAGAAAACCAAGGUUGCUCCAAGUGUUAUUCAAAUCUCUUCCAAGUCACGCCUCAGCAGCUGGUCUAGUUUGGACACUAAGCUUCGAAGCAAGUCCGUCGUUGAACGCAACUUAAGCGUAUCGUCCUUUACGUCCCUUCGCCGCUCCGAUCUCGGCGACCUACCCAGGUCUUUCUCGGACUCUUGUCUCGCGAAGAGACGCCUGGAGGACGAUGUGGAUGAAUUUAAAAAUCCUAGUUCCAGUGCUCCGCAGAGCUGUUCUGGCAGUUCUGGGAGUGAUGAAGACGAAGAUGAGGGGUCUGGGGAAACUGAGGACAUGGAUCGCUUUGAACCAUCGGUCAGCAAUGGUGAAAGGAUAAGUACUGCUGGCCUGGAGGUCAAAGACGAUGCGGAAGAAAGCGAAGUGGAGUUAUUGCCUGAAGAUAAAGCCGAGAAUGACGAAGCAGAGAAUGAAAACGACGAAUCGUGUGCGUUAGAUAAAGCCCUUCAAAGUGAAGACCUCACUGAGGAGGGCGUUUCUACCCAGCCAUGUGCAUUUGUUGUAGGUGAUGAGGCAGGCGCUGAAGAAGGGGACGAAGAGAGUAGCAAUGAACGCGAAGCCAUCGUGGAGGGAGAAAACAGCUCCAGAAAAGCGUCUUCUGAUUCUGAUUCUAACAAGGAAGAAGCGGAGAGUCAAGUCAAUCACUGGGUACAUGAGAAGGUUAGUGAGUCAAACGAAGGAAAUGAUGACGAGGGUCAGAAUAGGAGAAUUGAAGAAAAUGAAAUAACUGGUGACCAACCAGCACAGGAGAAAAGUGAACUUACAGAACACAAUGGUAGUUCUGAGUUAAGCACUACUGAAGACAAAGCCACGUCACAGUUUAAACAGGAAAAUGGAGAAAUCAAAUUAAAAGACCUAGAAGGUGAAGCGAAAACCCAAGAUCCGCAGAUAAGUUUCCACGGAGCGACUGCGUCGAUGCGAAUCAGUCAUUCCAACGUGGAGCUGGGCAGCAUGGCGUCCUCUGGGACACUGAGCAAUGGCGAACGAAGCCCGGAAAGACGACGAAUCUCUCGAUUUCUGAAUCGUUCCACCGGAAACCGAACCCCGAAGUUGAACAUUUUUGCCACUGCGCAGGCGCGUGGGCGUACUCUUCUUCCGGAACUGCGCAGUAAGUUGUCUUCGUUUUCCCAGCAGGUUCGCUCCAGGUCACCGCGGUUAAACACCAAACGACCGAGCUUGCACGGGGAAACUAACAGUCAACAGAAACAACGUAGAAGAACUUGUCGCACUAAAAUUAUUGAAUUAGUCAGCAAUGGUGAAAGGAUAAGUACUGCUGGCCUGGAGGUCAAAGACGAUGCGGAAGAAAGCGAAGUGGAGUUAUUGCCUGAAGAUAAAGCCGAGAAUGACGAAGCAGAGAAUGAAAACGACGAAUCGUGUGCGUUAGAUAAAGCCCUUCAAAGUGAAGACCUCACUGAGGAGGGCGUUUCUACCCAGCCAUGUGCAUUUGUUGUAGGUGAUGAGGCAGGCGCUGAAGAAGGGGACGAAGAGAGUAGCAAUGAACGCGAAGCCAUCGUGGAGGGAGAAAACAGCUCCAGAAAAGCGUCUUCUGAUUCUGAUUCUAACAAGGAAGAAGCGGAGAGUCAAGUCAAUCACUGGGUACAUGAGAAGGUUAGUGAGUCAAACGAAGGAAAUGAUGACGAGGGUCAGAAUAGGAGAAUUGAAGAAAAUGAAAUAACUGGUGACCAACCAGCACAGGAGAAAAGUGAACUUACAGAACACAAUGGUAGUUCUGAGAUAAGCACUACUGAAGACAAAGCCACGUCACAGUUUAAACAGGAAAAUGGAGAAAUCAAAUUAAAAGACCUAGAAGGUGAAGCGAAAACCCAAGAUCCGCAGAUAAGUUUCCACGGAGCGACUGCGUCGAUGCGAAUCAGUCAUUCCAACGUGGAGCUGGGCAGCAUGGCGUCCUCUGGGACACUGAGCAAUGGCGAACGAAGCCCGGAAAGACGACGAAUCUCUCGAUUUCUGAAUCGUUCCACCGGAAACCGAACCCCGAAGUUGAACAUUUUUGCCACUGCGCAGGCGCGUGGGCGUACUCUUCUUCCGGAACUGCGCAGUAAGUUGUCUUCGUUUUCCCAGCAGGUUCGCUCCAGGUCACCGCGGUUAAACACCAAACGACCGAGCUUGCACGGGGAAACUAACAGUCAACAGAAACAACGUAGAAGAACUUGUCGCACUAAAAUUAUUGAAUUAUGAUAUCCGGUUACUCUUCUGUUUGGUGCUGGGAUAGAUUAUAGUGGCCUUUGAUUCCUUUACUGCAUUUUGUUGUUGUUGUUAGUAGGUCAAUAAAUCACAAAAGACACUUAUAAGAACAUUGAAUUAAUUGAUAACGACAGUUUGACAAGACUUGCGGAGCGUAUGACGGAAAGGGGGCUUGGGGGAGCUGAGGAUUGGACACAAAUAAGUAUCAAUAGAAUUUUUUUGCUAUAUUUCACGUUAAAAACCAUUGCUUUGCUCUUGCCGUCUCGCACAAUAAUUAGUACAGCAAUCUCUAAGGUAAUUGUACAGAAUGCUUUAAAUAUUAUUUAAAAUUUUAUUGUUACUGUAUUUUUGUCUUGUACGACCAAAGUUUACAUGUAACUGAAUAUAAUUAAAACAAGAUUAGAUUAAGUGAUAAAUGAUACUUAGGCGAAGUACAUACAUAACAACAGUUAGUGAAAUUAGACGUUUAAAUGUGAUAUGUAGUUUCCUGACCAACAAUUGAAGACUCUACUGUAAAUGAUAUUCUUAUUUAAAGCCAGAUACCUCAGUUCUGGAUGGCUUGUUAAAAAAAAAAAGUGUUUUACUGAUCUGCGUAAGCAUUUUAAAUGUAGGUAAAUUUUAAAAAGUUCGCUUUUUAUAGUUUUGUAUUGUUUGUGUUUUUAAAGAUAAUUUUCAAAGUUGAGUUUUCGAUUUAAUGUAUGUAAAGUCGACUUAGGCAAUUUAACGGAUAAAAAGGCUGUGCCUCUUUGUUAGGGUAGAGAUAAUACCUAACUGCAAUGACAAAUGUCGAAUUGCUUAAUUAUGCUGUUGAAAAUAAAUUAAGCGAAAUAUUGUC